AUGCAGCUCCUCCCCCUCCUCACCACCCUCCUCCUCACCGCCACCACGGCCUCCGCGGCCUGUAAUGGCACAAGCACAUGGGUCUCCUUCGUCAGGCCCAACGGCAGCAUCACCACCGCUGAGCGUCAGCUCUCGGUCAGCGGCGGCACGGUCUAUAUCGGCAACAUCAAGUACUCUGGCCGUGUGGAGGCGCUGGUCCUUAACUAUCCGGGCGGUAGGCCUGGCGGUGGGGAGGGCGGGUUGACGUUUACGAAUUACUUUAGUGGCAUGACGGGGUGGAGGAAUGGUUAUGUGUUUCCGAAUAAGUCGGAGCCAAUCGGGUUUACGUCGCCGCACUCGGCGUAUGUGCCCGCGGACGCAGACACGGGCAAGUUUUCGGUUGGCCGCGAUGAUAGGCUCUUACGAUACAAUGGUUUGGACCGCUGGUAUUUGUGUCCCACGACCGACUAUGAUAAGACGUAUAAGCUGCAUUUUGUCGGCGUGAAUGUGGCAGUGCCGGAGGGGUGUGUGAGGACGGAUAUUCCGGUGGUUGGGUAUGGGUAUAGCGAUUGGAAGGCGGAUGCGCUGGGUGCGUAUGUUGCUGGGGGGGAUUUAUAG
This is a messenger RNA of Morchella sextelata, 597 nucleotides long. RefSeq lists its product as uncharacterized. The record is from RefSeq and is a predicted model, not a curated record. The coding region runs from base 1 to 597 and encodes 198 amino acids. Lineage: Eukaryota; Fungi; Ascomycota; Pezizomycetes; Pezizales; Morchellaceae. The transcript has 3 exons.